Messenger RNA from Parathielavia appendiculata, 1941 nucleotides. Its product is annotated as HET-domain-containing protein. The coding region runs from base 1 to 1941 and encodes 646 amino acids. Lineage: Eukaryota; Fungi; Ascomycota; Sordariomycetes; Sordariales; Chaetomiaceae. The record is from RefSeq and is a predicted model, not a curated record. The transcript has 3 exons.
AUGUUGUCGAAUGAUCCUGUCUCUCCCUGCAAUAUUUGUGGGGAGCUGAACACCGAGAACAAGGACUCUUUCACCUUCGAGCCAGCAGCUAUUGCUCAGUCUGCUGAUGGGGGUUGUGCCACUUGCCAACUCCUCACAAAAAGCCUUGCUCAUGCACGACCAGACUUUAUCAUUGAGGUAGACAAGGUGGAGGCGAAGAGGAGGGAAGGUGGGCCAUUAGCAUUAACAUAUCUCGUUAAGAACUCGCCUUCAGAAGAGACCGUGGAGGUGUACGCACACAGAGACAUGCCGACACCGUACCCGUGGAUCGGGUUUGGAACCGAAGUUUCAGCUGAUUCGUCCUCGGAAGAGUGCUUCAACCUCGUCCAAGGCUGGAUCAGUGAUUGCCUGGCAAAUCACUCUCAGUGCCCACUUAGCCAGCUUCCGGAGCUUCCCACUCGAGUCGUCCAUGUCGGAUCGGCGAACCAGCCACCACGCCUACACAUCACCCAGCAGCACGAGCGUGCCGAAUACCUUGCACUUAGCCACUGCUGGGGCCCGCCCGCCAAGGCCGCAGUUACGAUCAAGACCACGGUGGACACGCUGCAGCAGUUUCAGGUCGAGAUACCAUGGGCAAUGCUGAGCAACACCUUCCGCGACGCCAUCUUGAUCACCCGACGUUUGGGCUACCAGUACCUCUGGAUCGAUUCUCUGUGUAUCAUCCAAGGCGACGCCCAUGACUGGGUCAUCGAGGCUUCAAGAAUGGCCGGAGUAUACGCCAAUGCAUUCCUCGUCAUUGCCGCUAGCGGCGCAUCGGACGGAGACGGCGGCUGUUUCCGAGGCGGCCGCAACGCAAGUUCCGAAGGUGUGUUGCGUCUUGAGUGCCCGGGUCGAGAAGGUGGCGGCACAAGCUUCGCAUAUGUGAGACGGUCCCGGAAAGGGUUCUACUUCACGCUAGCAGAGAUGCGCGGCGGCGAGUAUACUCAUGGCUGGAGAUCGGCGUUCGGGCAGCCACUGGAGACUCGGGCGUGGACGUUUCAGGAGGAAGAACUCGCUACGCGCAUGCUCUUCUACACGGACGACGAGCUCCAGUGGCGCUGCUCCACGGCUAAUGCGUGCGAGUGCCGGGGCUCUCGCGAGGCACUGGUGACCAGUCCCCUCCGUCUCACGCUGGCCAACGCAAAACGGCAGACGCCCCGGGUGAAGGUGGAGACCUGGUAUUCCCUCGUAUCAGAAUACACGCGCCGUGACAUGACUUAUCUUUCGGAUCGGCUCCCCGGGCUUUCAGGCAUCGCAGCCUGCUGGGAGAGAGCGGAAGGAGACACCUAUCACGCCGGGCUAUGGAGCCGAGAGCUUCCUCGUCAUCUUCUCUGGUUCGCCCAUUCUGUCGGGUUCAUGGCGCCAGAUCGUGGCUCUCGGAGGCACCAGGCGUACUAUGCGCCAUCCUGGUCGUGGGCAUCGAUCUCCGGUGCCGUCGUCCAUAUUCGAGACGCCGGGGACAUCCAAGUCCGUGUUGUCGAUGUCCAGACUGAGCCGGCCACGGCGAACCGCUUCGGCCCGGUAAAGCGCGGGAACCUUGUAUUAUCUGGUCGCCUGAUACCGAUCAAGCUGGAGUUCGUACCACCCACAUCCAAGGAGUAUCCGGCUCUCAUCAAAGUGAUUGAUCCUCGCAUCGACAGGGAGACACAAGACAUUGGAGCUAUCACCCCGGAUGUCCAGACCAUCCAUGGUGACCUAGAGAUAGAUUUCCACCAACUUCACUACUUGCUUCCGGUUGCCUGUCAACGGGAGAUACAAGGCGCGACUUUGACUAAAGCAAUGCCCAUCGCUUCUCUGGUGCUGAGGAGAUCCGAGAGUUCACCGAGAUGGUUUGAGAGGGUGGGAUUAUCGGUCACUGUCUAUCAAUCUGGGUGGGAAGGCCUUACUCGUGGUGUCGUGGAGAGUGAAAUUAACAUUAUUUAA